Molecule: messenger RNA, 3003 nt
Organism: Seriola dumerili (greater amberjack)
Lineage: Eukaryota; Metazoa; Chordata; Actinopteri; Carangiformes; Carangidae
Gene: gjb1b
Product: gap junction beta-1 protein-like
Exons: 2
Coding region: 107-934 (275 amino acids)
Biological process (GO): cell communication
Cellular component (GO): connexin complex
Source: RefSeq, a predicted model, not a curated record
GCCAAAUCCAGCUUGAUGCUCAGGCCACACCUCAAGAUGGUCAUCUUUGGACCCGGCGCUGCUUACGCCGCUUGCACCGCCGGCUGAGCCUGACCUGGAGGCGAAAAUGAACUGGGGGACCUUUUAUGCCGUGAUCAGCGGCGUAAACAGGCACUCUACUGGCAUCGGACGCAUCUGGCUCUCGGUCAUCUUCAUCUUCCGUAUUCUGGUCCUGGUUGUUGCUGCCGAGAGUGUUUGGGGAGAUGAGAAGUCUGGCUUCACCUGCAACACCCAACAGCCUGGCUGUAACAGUGUGUGUUAUGACCAGUUCUUCCCCAUCUCGCACAUCCGCCUGUGGGCGCUCCAACUCAUCCUGGUCUCCACCCCCGCCUUGCUGGUGGCCAUGCAUGUUGCCCACCGCCGCCAUAUCGACAAGAAGAUCUUGAAGAGGUCGGGCCGUGGCAGCCCCAAGGACCUGGAACACAUCAAGAACCAGAAGUUUCAGAUCACCGGAGCUCUUUGGUGGACAUACAUGAUCAGUAUCAUCUUCAGAAUCAUCUUUGAGGUGGCUUUUCUCUACAUCUUCUACUUGAUCUAUCCUGACUUUAAGAUGGUGCGUUUGGUGAAGUGUGACUCAUACCCUUGCCCCAACACAGUGGACUGUUUUGUCUCCAGGCCGACAGAAAAGACCAUAUUUACUGUGUUCAUGCUGGCAGUGUCUGGGGUGUGUGUGCUGCUUAAUCUGGCCGAGGUGGUGUACCUCAUAGGCAGGGCCUGCAAACGGUGCUUACGAGGCUCUGAAGAUGAGUCCAAAGUAGCUUGGAUAAGUCAAAGAUUGUCUUCUUAUAGGCAAAAUGAAAUCAAUCAGCUGAUAGCAGACCAUUCUCUCAAGUCUAAAUUCACUGUGACCAAAAAGAACCCACCUGAGAAGGGUGAGAGGUGUUCUGCUUUCUGAGACUUUGCCUUUCCAUUUCCCUUUAAACUAAUCAACAAUAAUCACACGUCCAAUGGAGCAUGUUGCAUUAAUGUUACAUAUACUGUAUAUUUGAUCAUUGUCAGCAUCAACAUGUAGACCAUUUAUUUAUGUAUUGUAUCAAUCGCUUAUCGAUUCAUCUUUUUUUUCUUUAUCGGUUUUACUGACACAAGUGUUAGUUGCUGUUGGAACUUGUCUAAACUAUUUGGAGCCAGUGGCGAAGGUUAAUGGCCAAUACCAAUAUUUUUGCAUGUUUCAGCUCAUUUACUACAAAUCAAACAUGAUUGACGGUAUUGUCAGUUACCUUAAUUUGUUAGAUUUUGUCUGUUUUUUCGGAAUUUGAAGCAACUUUUGUGCAUUUCAGUAUGAAAAGCUGCCAAGUUGCCAAGGUGGGAUGAUUGCUUGAGCUAAACAAACCAUGAGUAUGAUCACGCUUCCAUUUAUUUUUGUCAAAGUUUUAUAGUUGUUUUGUGACAGUUCACUUUAAUGUGUGGAUUUGAUGAAAUCCUGCAAGUGUGGCAGGUUUGUGUACUUGUUUGAAGCUGAGAUAGCCAAAAUAGUUGUAUCUAUGAGCUAUCGCAUAGGUAAACCAAAGCCAAAAUACAAACAUAAAAUACAUAUGAGAUGUUUAACAUGAAUAUUUUUAAUUUUUAUUUUUUGCAUUAUAAAGGCUGCUAUUUGGAAACCGACUGUAGUUUUUGGAUAUCAGUUUCUCAUUAGCACACGAAUGCACCAUCCAACAAAUUUUUCAAAUUCUUCCAUGCCAUGGCUUCUUUUACAACAAAAAUGAAGCUUUGACAACAAAAAAGAUGAAUAAACUAUCUUAAGGAUGUUGCAUUAAGUCUUCGUGAAUAGAUUUCCAUACCAGACUGAAAUGAAAGGACAUGGCUGGCAGCCUGGAGAGCACAAAAAAUUCCAAAAGGUAAAAAACACUUACAAGAUUAACUGUUAAAAGCUGUAAUGUUAAGUAUAUGUGAUUUCUAGUAAAUUGAUCAAAAUGUGCAAAAAACAAUGGCUUGAUCUUGAAAAGAAGCAGAGAUUACUGUAGAGAUUAAAAUGCUGGAUAGGAAAGUUGACUUUUUCAUUUAGAUAAAAAAUAAUACUACUAUGUAUCAUAUUUAAUCCAGUCUAAAAGCUAGUGCAAAGUAUUGGAGAGAAGUGUAUUUAUGUGAGUGAAAUGACUAUAAGGAACAGUACCAUUUCUUUGAUCCAGUGGUAGAAUGCUUGGAUUAUUGUCAGUGAAUAUGAUUAACUAUGGGCAGACAGUAAUAACUAUUAUGUAAAUUAGCAUUCUGCUCUGGAGAUAUAACAGUUGGUGCUAGAAAACCAAAGAAAGUUUUGAAAUUUUGUCCAGUUGUGGAUAACUGCCAUUAGAUAUUAUAUAGCCAAUGUAACAAGGAGAGAAAAUUAAUUUGAAGUACAAUUUUCCCUCAAACACAUUCUGACUUUUUAACACUUUUAAUCAGAAUUAUCUACAUCCCAAAAGUAAGGUAAAGUCAAGCCCUCACUUUGACAUGUCAGUAAACCUUCCUGGGCUUUUUUUCAGGUACUGUUGGAAGAUAUCACAUUAUGUUCAACUCAUGAAAUGGCAAAAUUACAGUUGUUCAUUCCUCUUCUUCACUUGUCUGCUGGGUCACUUUUAGAAUAUUGUAAAUCCCAGUACUGUACAUAUGUCUGUAGAUUUGUAUAACGUUGUAUGCAGUUGUAAAUACCACCUACUUACUUCGUUGCAGCUUCUGUCUGAAGUUAUUUUCCAGUUGGCUCUGAUAAAUGUUUGAGGUUGACCUACUUUUUUUUUAACAGAGACCCAUCACUCUUUGACAGAUGGCACCUGCUUUCCUUAACAUUACCCUGCAUAGUAUAUUAUUCAGUAUCUCUCUGGUCCUGAAAAUGUAAUGUCCCAUACGCUGGUAUGUCAUGAAGUUAACCUGUUUUUAUACACACUGUAAUGCAUACAAAAACUCUUAUGUUCAUAUGCCUAAAUGUACAUAUUAUCAGUUUACAUCCAGGUAAACAAUCCAGAUAAAAUAUACAAUGGGUCGAAACUCUAU